Aspergillus caelatus is the source of this 1761-nucleotide messenger RNA. Its product is annotated as sulfatase family protein. The coding region runs from base 1 to 1761 and encodes 586 amino acids. Gene Ontology annotation, biological process: phenol-containing compound metabolic process. NCBI's taxonomy places the organism in Eukaryota, Fungi, Ascomycota, Eurotiomycetes, Eurotiales, Aspergillaceae. Gene Ontology annotation, molecular function: N-acetylglucosamine-6-sulfatase activity; arylsulfatase activity; glycosaminoglycan binding. The transcript has 5 exons. The record is from RefSeq and is a predicted model, not a curated record.
AUGAGGUUUAGAAACGAGAUUCUGGUUACAUUGGGCCUGCUUGGAGUGACUGAAGCCAGCCUGGGCCCAGUCAAUGCCGCGAAGCAUGUUACCCAACAGGAUUCAGUCGCGAAGAGACCUCCAAACUUCCUCUUUAUUAUGUCUGAUGACCAAGAUCUCCUAUUGGACUCGCUAUCCUAUUCACCGUUGACUAUGAAGCAUAUGAGGGACAAGGGAACCACCUUCAAUAACCAUUUUGUGACCACUGCCCUCUGCUGUCCGUCAAGGGUUAGUUUGUGGACAGGACGUCUGGCACACAACACGAAUGUUACAGAUGUCCACCCACCAUGGGGCGGAUACCCCAAGUUCGUUGAGGGGGGGUUCGAUAAGAGCUUUCUCCCCGUGUGGUUGCAAGAAGCGGGUUACGACACUUACUACACAGGGAAGCUGAUGAAUGCACACUCCAUCGAGAGCUAUGCCAGUCCACACGUCUCUGGCUUCAACGGAUCUGACUUCCUCUUGGAUCCCUACACGUAUGACUAUAUGAAUGCCACUUACCAGCGGAACCACGACGCUCCAGUCAGUUAUUUAGGAAGACAUACAACCGAGGUACUGACGGAGAAGGCCAUGGGAUUCUUAGAAGAUGCUCUUGCUGGAGAACGUCCAUUUUUCCUGGCCGUGUCGCCAAUCGCACCCCAUUCCAACAUGAAUGGAACAUACGGUGCCGGAAGUGGACCUUUGUGGAUGGAUGAGCCUAUCCCGGAGGACCGCCACAAACACCUUUUCCCUGAGGCUAAGGUGCCUCGGACGGCUAACUUCAACCCAAAGGAGCCUACUGGUGUUAGUUGGAUCCAUGACCUUCCAUUUAGAAACGAAACCGAGGUCGACUAUAAUGACCAUUACUAUCGCCAACGGCUCCGUGCGCUACAGGGUGUGGAUGAACUCGUUGAUAGUCUUGUUACUCGAUUGGAGCAGAGUGACAAGCUUGACAAUACUUACAUUAUUUAUACAUCGGAUAAUGGCUUUCAUAUUGGACAGCAUCGUCUUCCCCCGGGAAAGACAUGCGGGUUCGAUGAGGACAUCCGAGUCCCAUUUUUCAUGCGAGGCCCUGGGAUCCCAGAGGGAGCAGUGGAAGACGCUGUCAGCACCCAUAUCGACCUGGCUCCGACCUUCUAUGAAUUGGCUGGCAUUCCCCUGAGGGAUGAUUUCGAUGGUGCUCCUAUGCGCAUUCUAGGAGAUAGCAUGGGAACUCUGCAUGAGCAUGUCACCGUUGAAUACUGGGGACAGGCGAUGCUUGAGGGAGGAUUAUCCAACCUUGGUAAACCAACGGUGCCGAACAACACGUACAAGGCUGUCCGUAUAUUGAGUGAAGAGUACAACCUCUAUUAUUCGAUAUGGUGCAACAACGAACACGAGCUUUAUGAUCUUACGAGUGAUCUGCAUCAAAUUAACAACCUGUAUGCGAACGUGCGGGCAGAUAGAUCGCCUGAAACCCAAAUCAUGGGAUACAGCCUUUCGAAAGUAGUUCAAAGGCUUGAUGCCCUCCUUUUGGUAUUGAAGUCCUGUAAAGGGGCUUCUUGCAUCGAACCAUGGAAUGUGUUGCAUCCCGAUGGAUCCGUGCAUAACCUCCGCGAUGCCCUGAAUGAGAAGUACGAUGCUUUCUACCAUUCUCAGUCCAAGGUGUCAUUCGACCGAUGUGAGUAUGCAUAUAUCAUUGAUGCAGAGGGCCCUCAACAAGCACUGCCGUAUAGAAAUGGAUACAGUCUGGAUGCGUGGGUAUGA